Molecule: messenger RNA, 1137 nt
Organism: Telopea speciosissima
Lineage: Eukaryota; Viridiplantae; Streptophyta; Magnoliopsida; Proteales; Proteaceae
Exons: 1
Coding region: 1-1137 (378 amino acids)
Source: RefSeq, a predicted model, not a curated record
AUGUAUGAGAGGAAGUUUGAGGAACUGUAUAGGUACGCACCACACAUGGUGAGUACAGAGGAGAUGAAAGCUCGACAGUCCGAGCAAGGCUUAAGGGUGGAGAUCCAGAAGAGUAUUUCUCCUAUGCAACUGAAGACAUAUGCUGAAGUAGUCCACAAAUCUCAAAUUUAUGAGGCUUUGGAGAAGAAUGCAACAAAGGAUGAAGAAGUUGAACCAAAGAAAAAGUUCAAGAAGAGUUUUGCUACCCAUACAGCAAACAAGGACAAUUGGAAGAGAUUCCAUAAGAAAAAGCCCCAAGGAAAUGUUGACUGCAAGAAGUGUGGUAAGAACCACAAGGGCGAUUGUUUGGGGGGGACGUUCAUUUGCUUCAAGUGUAAGGAACCUGGACAUCUUGCAAGGAAUUCUCCAACUCUGAAGGAGCAGCCAGAGCGAAACCCCCAAGGAGGGCAAGCCAAUCAAAAGGCCCAGAACAGAAAGGACACUCAGGGAAACCAGAAGCCAAGAGCCCCUGGUAGGGUUUUUACAAUGACUAAGAAGGAUACAGAGGCGUCUCCCUCUAUUGUGGUAGGUAUGCUGAAAAUCUCUGGAAUACCUGCUUAUGUCCUAUUUGAUUUGGGAUCCACUCAUACUUUUGUAUCAAGUACCUUUGCUACUAGAUUGAAUGUUAUGCCAAAAGUUUUGAAUUACCAGUUGUGUUUGUCUACACCUUCUAGAGGAAUGAUAGAAACAGAAUUAUUUUGUGAAGCAUGUGAUGUAGAGAUUAUGGAGAGAAAAUUGACUGUAGACUUAAUUCUAUUAGAAAUGAAGGAUUUUGAUGUUAUACUUGCAAUGGAUUGGCUAGCAGCGUAUUAUACUAGUGUUCUUUGUUUUGAAAAGAGAGUAGUCAUAAGACCUGUGAAGGAACCAAAGUUUGAAUUUUCUGGGAUGAUGAUAGGAACUCCGCCAUCGGUGAUAAUUUCGGUGAUGCAAGCCCGAAAGUUGCUAAGGCAGGGAUGCCAAGGAUUUUUAGCUUCAGUUGUUGACACUGAAGUGAAGGGAUCAGUUUUAACUGAUGUACCUAUUAUGAGGGAUUUUUUUCCGGGACGUGUUUUCGGAGGAUUUGGUAGAAUUGACACCCGAAAGAGAUAUGGAAUUUGA